Molecule: messenger RNA, 2607 nt
Organism: Nicrophorus vespilloides
Lineage: Eukaryota; Metazoa; Arthropoda; Insecta; Coleoptera; Silphidae
Gene: Prp40
Product: pre-mRNA-processing factor 40 homolog A
Exons: 11
Coding region: 180-2450 (756 amino acids)
Biological process (GO): mRNA cis splicing, via spliceosome
Cellular component (GO): U1 snRNP; U2-type prespliceosome
Molecular function (GO): protein binding; RNA binding
Source: RefSeq, a predicted model, not a curated record
UAUACUUGCGCCUAGCUUCUAUCCACUUUCAGUCGGUUUUGAAGGUUAUGUAGUUAGCGACCGAAGAAGUGGUGUUGUUGGGCUGUGAAUUAGUGAUUAAUUAAUUUGAAACAUUUGACGAAAACGAUAUAUUUUAUACUAAUUAAAUGUCCACAGUUCUUUGAGUAACGACUGAAAAAAUGGAUCCCAACAUACAACCGCCCCCUUUCGUUCCGCCGCCUGCAGGAAUUGGGACUCCCCCAUUAAUGCCACCAAUGUCGAGUUUUCCUCCUAUGAUCCCACAAUUCAAUGUCCCACCACCCGGCUUUGGGGCAUUCCAAGCACCUGCACCCAAUCCACAAGAGCAGUGGACUGAGCACAAGGCACCGGAUGGCAGAACAUAUUAUUAUAAUUCUGUGACAAAGCAAAGUUCAUGGCAAAAGCCGGACACCUUGAAAUCCCCAACAGAGUUACUUCUAUCUCAAUGCCCAUGGAAAGAGUACACUGCAGAUAAUGGCAAAAUUUACUAUCACAAUAUCACAACAAAGGAAUCACGUUGGGUUAUACCACCUGAACUUGAGGAAAUCAAAAACAAAGUAUCUGCAGAAGAAUCUAAGAAUAAAUCGAAUGAUGCUGUUGCGAGUCCAUUGAUUGCGGCCGCUCAAGCAUCUGGAGUAAAUUCACCUAGCGCAACUUCUAGCCCGGGUGGAAAAAGUGCUUUGGAAGCCGCGAUGGCUGCAACUUUGGCUGCAAUAUCAAUUCCCACGCCUCCACCAAAAGCAGAUGAAGAUUCAAAUUUAUCUACGCACAGCGAGCCGAAGGAGUCUCGAAAUUCCACCCCCGAGCCGCGCGUAUUCAAAGAUAAGAAGGAAGCGGUGGAAGCGUUCAAAGAGAUCCUCAAGGAGAACAACGUUCCUUCCAACGCUACAUGGGAUCAGUGCGUAAAAAUCAUACAUAACGAUCCUAGGUAUGAAUCCUUCAAGCGUUUGAACGAACGGAAACAGGUGUUUAAUGCUUAUAAAACACAGAAGCAGAAGGACGAAAAGGAGGAAAACAGACUGCGGGCGAAAAAGUCAAAAGAAACUCUGGAAGAAUUCCUGUUGAAAUCCGAGAGAAUAACAUCAAAUACCAAGUAUUAUAAAUGUGAUGAGAUUUUUACUGGCCUAGAUGUUUGGAAUAGUGUGAGCGAUCCGGAUAGGAGGGAUAUUUAUGAGGAUGUUAUGUUUUCAUUGGCUAAACGCGAAAAGGAAGAUGCGAAAGUCUUAAAAAAGCGGAACAUGAAGAAGUUGGCGGAAGUGCUAAAUAAUAUGGCUGAAAUCAAUUAUGAUACAACGUGGAGUGAAGCUCAGGCGAUGCUUUUAGGAAACACGACAUUCAAGAACGACGUUAAUCUAUUGGCAAUGGAUAAAGAGGACGCCUUGAUCGUUUUCGAGGAUCACAUUAGGGAACUGGAAAAGGAGGAAGUCGAAGUGAAGGAGCGCGAGAAGAAGCGACUGAAAAGGCAGGCAAGGAAAAAUAGGGACCAAUUUCUAGUUCUGUUGGAUAUGCUCCACGAAGAAGGAAAAUUGACGUCAAUGUCUUUAUGGGUAGAGCUUUAUCCCAUUAUUUCAGCUGACAUUAGAUUUUCUGCUAUGCUAGGUCAAAACGGCUCUACGCCAUUGGAUUUAUUUAAAUUCUACGUAGAAGAUCUCAAAGCGCGCUUUCACGAUGAAAAGAAAAUUAUCAAGGAAAUUCUCAAAGACAAAGAAUUCGAGGUUAAAGUGAACACCACUUUCGAGGAGUUCGCAACGGUUGUUUGCGAAGAUAAAAAGAGCGCUACAUUAGAUGCGGGUAACGUCAAAUUAACUUACAACUCGUUAUUAGAGAAGGCGGAAGUGAAGGAAAAGGAGCGCGUGAAGGAAGAGUCGAAGAGGAUGAAGAAAUUAGAGGGUAACUUCAAAAAUCGUCUAAGAGAAAUGAAUUUCAAUUACGAUUUGCCCUGGGACGAAGCCAAGUCCAAAUUGGAAAACGAAGAAGAAUUUAUUGCAUUUUCUUCCGAUAGCGAGAGAAUAAAAGUAUACAAGAGUUUCCAACACGAAAUGGAAGAGUCUUGUAGUCACCACCAUUCACGGUCGAAGAAGUCUAAAAAAAGUAAGAAAAAUAAAAAAUAUAAGUCUUCGAGUAAUAGUGAUUCCGAGGGUGAGGUUAAAAAAGAUAAGAAGAGGUAUAGGACGCCUAGCCCUGUGGCAAUUUCUGAAGACGAAAGUGCUGGUGCGGUUGUUGGCGAAGAAUACAAGAAGAAAAAAUCCAAGAAGAAGCACAAAAGGAAAUCCCCUUCUAUGAGUCCGACCGACGAUCGAACGAAAAAAGCGCAAAAGAAUAGGGCUGCGGAGACUGAGGUAUCAACGAAAAGCGGGGAACUGAGCGAAUCCGAGCUGGAGAAGCAGAGAGCGCUGCUUUUAGAACAAUUGAAAGAACCUGAAAGUGAUUAAAUCACCUGCCGAAUACAUAAAAUAUUUAUUUAAGUUUAAAACUAUAAAUUUAUUGAACGAUGGACGAAUGGAGACGAUAAGGAGAAACAAACAAAACAAAUUGAAUCAGUUCUUAGCUAUUUUGUAUUGUAAUUACAAAAACAAAUACAUGUUUCAA